CUCUCAAACCAACUAAUUUACAUUAGCCACAUAAACUAGCUUUCGUAUUGUUUCACAACAACUAACAAUGGCAAGUUCUAGAUCAUCUCUUCUGCAGUUGCUUCGUCUAUUAGAUGGCCAUGACACUGAAACCGACACUGAUGACGAACUGGUGGAGCCACAACCCCGACACUCGCCCAAUUCCAAUGCUGUUGCUCCUCAGCGACAUGACACGUCACAGGACCAGUUCCUUGCCUCGUUUAACAACACAGGAACACAAAACAUGAAAGGUCUUAUAAACAACUCUGGUUACACCAAAGGCAAUGGUAAUGGAUCCAUCAUCUUUGGUGGCUUUGACUCUUCCAAUAGACGGUAUAAUUAUUAAUCUUGUACACAUCAAAAUGAUGUAAUCUUCUCUAACAUAUAGUGGAGCAAGUAAGAUCUCUAAUAUAGUUAAAUAAAAUAGUGAGGUUUUAAUACCUCAUCUCUUAAUAAGUAUCUAUACUUAUAUCUGUUUCUGUCUCCUGUAGUAUUCUAAUAAGAGUAUAUAUAUGAUGAUUAAAUCUUAAA
Messenger RNA from Medicago truncatula (barrel medic), 549 nucleotides. RefSeq lists its product as uncharacterized. The record is from RefSeq and is a predicted model, not a curated record. The transcript has a single exon. The coding region runs from base 68 to 364 and encodes 98 amino acids. Lineage: Eukaryota; Viridiplantae; Streptophyta; Magnoliopsida; Fabales; Fabaceae.